This is a messenger RNA of Hermetia illucens (black soldier fly), 607 nucleotides long. RefSeq lists its product as uncharacterized. Lineage: Eukaryota; Metazoa; Arthropoda; Insecta; Diptera; Stratiomyidae. The transcript is spliced from 4 exons. The coding region runs from base 68 to 541 and encodes 157 amino acids. The record is from RefSeq and is a predicted model, not a curated record.
UGUAAUAAUUGUUUCUGUAGUUUUGGAGGUUUUUCUUAACACAAAUGUCGUCAACUCGAACCUGGUGAUGAUGACAAGACUGAACUGUUCUCUUGAUGAAAACAUUUGUCUUCAUAACAUUUGCAAGUUGACCCUUGUCCGCAAAAAGGUCAACCUUAUAGAUUUUGCCUGCUACUUCGAGAAAAAACAGGAUGAUUUGAUGUUUCGCUUGCAGCUUCACAGAAUUGGUAGCGGAGCUAGAAAGAUUAUCGACGCUACUGAGGAUUUCUGUCAAAUGAUUUCGAAAGAAGGACGUGGGUCUGUUUUGACUCGAUUCAUACCUAGUGUAGAGGGUCACGGAAAUAUUUUGAGCAAAUGUCCACUAAUCGGAAACGUUACACUCAUGAGAUAUCCAAUGGACUUCUCUUUUGUGCCGUUCGUACUAACGCCCGGAAACUACAGACUCAUUGCAACAUUCAGGAGUAAGAAUUCAACGAAGAAACAGCCGCUCAUCAACGGCGAUCUGUACUUUAGUGUUCGCAAGAUGUUCAGGAAGAAAUGAAAUCGGGUCUUUCACAAAUGUUUUAAGUGCUUACAGUCUUUGCACCUCCUCAUUUAUAUCUUCAAA